This is a messenger RNA of Octopus sinensis (East Asian common octopus), 1798 nucleotides long. Its product is annotated as growth hormone secretagogue receptor type 1-like. Gene Ontology annotation, cellular component: plasma membrane. Gene Ontology annotation, molecular function: G protein-coupled receptor activity. Lineage: Eukaryota; Metazoa; Mollusca; Cephalopoda; Octopoda; Octopodidae. The coding region runs from base 320 to 1546 and encodes 408 amino acids. The transcript has 2 exons. The record is from RefSeq and is a predicted model, not a curated record. Gene Ontology annotation, biological process: G protein-coupled receptor signaling pathway.
UUCCAGUUUAGAGCAAGAAGCUCGUUGAGGCCUCAGCUGUUCUGGUGCGGCAGCAGAAGUAACCGUUUCUCCGUUCUCUCCACGCCUCUCUUCGUCUUAUCACAUUUCGUUUCAUUGAAUAAAUUCUGAACAAAGCAAGGUUAUCCUUCCCUUGGUGAAAAUGAGAGCACAACCAUCUGCAUUAGAUUAGCAACGAGAAAAUCUGCUGAUAAAAAGAAGAAAAAAAUAGACGAAGAACGGGAAGAAAGACGUAAAGAAAAGUAAAGAAAAUAAAAGAAGAAGAAUUAAAAGAAUAAAAAAAAGGUGAAAAUUGCUGACGAUGAACAUGAUGAUGAUGAUGGAAAAUAACCAAACGCCCACCUUCGAAAGUGUUUUUGGGUGCCAGACGAUCGACUACACGUUUGAAAAUAUAUCCAUUGACAACAUGUCCGCCUCGCAAUUCGGUGCGGAAAACUGUUUGUUGGAUACGGUGCAGAUGGACGUUGGCGAUAAGAUCUAUGCCUUCUCGACACCGGUGAUUUUUGCUAUGGGCAUAUUGGGUAACUCUAUUUCGUUGAAGAUAUUCUUAUCGAAAAAUUUCCGGCGCCAAGCAGGCGGCGUGUAUUUGGCGUCGCUGUCUUGUGCCGAUAUAUUCGCUUUGGUAUUCUACGUUAUGACAGAAUGGCUGAAGAAAAUACCGCUGUUUCUAAUGUACAGACGUAAGAUACCCGUCUUAGAUACAGAAGGAAUGUGCCAAAUGAUACAGUUCUUAUCAUACACGUUCCGUUUUCUUUCUUCUUGGCUGGUAGUCAUAUUCACCGUCGAAAGAUACAUUGGUGUGUGUCAUCCCUUCAAAAGGCUCGAAUGGUGCACGACGAAAACAGCGCGAAGAAGCAUAGGGUUUCUGGUGAUCCUUUCGCUCGCCAUCAACUCUUAUAAACCUGCAUUGACCAAAGUUUAUCGACUUCACGGCGACUUAACAAAGUGUACCGGAAAUUUAGACUACAGAUAUCUUUCGUUCGUCUUGGACAGUAUCUAUGCCGUCUCCAUUACAUUUGUACCGUUCGUAUUUAUCUUCAUGCUCAACGUGCUUAUUAUUCGAGCAUUGGUCCGUUUAAAGCGAAGGCAAAAGACCAACCAGGUGAAAGCCAAAGAAGCUGUCGGUCGAACAGACUUCACACUUUUAUUAUUGAUGAUAUCCUUCUGUUUCAUAGCGUUCAAACUUCCAUUUUUCGUUAUCUGGUGCCAACAGUUCUUCUUCACCAUUAAACUGGAGAGAAGUGACUUAGACGAAAUCAACGACCACAAUAGGCUGUUGGUAAUGAAAGAAGCUCUGAACAUAUCUAGAAUCAUAUUUUACAUGAGUUACGUUACAAAUUUCUUUCUCUACAGUUUUGUGGGGUCUUCCUUCCGUCUUGAAUUGAAGCGACUAUUGUCAUGUCGCCACAAGAAAGGACGUAGCAACAACUGGACGCCACAACGAACAUAUUUACGUUCCGAAAUAAGCCAUGUGGAAUCCUUUCACCGUAACACGACUGGUAAGCACCAGAGUAUAGAUGAAGUAUGAAAAUUCAUUUUGAAAGACAGUAAUGGUGUACGAAAGCAACAUUGCGUGAACAGCGCACAAGAACAAAACUAACGGACAAGAAAACGAUCCCCGGUUUGACGCAAAUGAACGUUCGUAUACACGUGAUACAAUGGAACGGAACUAAAAGAAUUGAUGAGCUUGUUCCUGCACACAUGCAUACAUAAAACAUUCAUGCAGAUUUCUUCAUAAUUUUCAUUUAUUCAUUUAUAAAUAUAACUAUAUAAAUAUAUA